Cydia amplana is the source of this 5144-nucleotide messenger RNA. RefSeq names its product syntaxin-binding protein 5-like (gene Tomosyn). Lineage: Eukaryota; Metazoa; Arthropoda; Insecta; Lepidoptera; Tortricidae. The transcript has 30 exons. Gene Ontology annotation, cellular component: plasma membrane; cytoplasm; SNARE complex. Bases 528 to 4907 code for a protein of 1459 amino acids. Gene Ontology annotation, molecular function: syntaxin binding; myosin II binding; GTPase activator activity. Gene Ontology annotation, biological process: regulation of exocytosis; regulation of protein secretion. The record is from RefSeq and is a predicted model, not a curated record.
GUGGCUCCCGUUUUGUUUGCGUAGCGUGCGCCUCUAGUGGCAACAGUUGGAACUAGUUAUCAAGAUAUCAGCUGUUAGGCCGCCUACGCCUCCGCAACACGGCCUGUAUGCGCAAUAUGCGCUUAUCUCUUUUCCGCUUGCGGCAGAGACAUCGAUCGUUCUCGCCGCGCUCUCUCCAGCCAGUGUGAUUGCCUCCGCGGGCAGUCCGUGUGACGGCGUGUCAGGCAGUGCGCCUGUGCUGCGCGUUAUCGAUCCGCCAUCGGCGCCGCAUUGCCGUACAUUCCGGAGGCGGUGCCUCGCCUAGUUUUCGUCGAUCGUCGUGGUCUUUGACGUGGCGGGCGCGUGUCGGCGUCGGCGGCGGCCCGGGCGGCCCUGCGCAGUAGCGCGGCGAGGAGCGCGGGAGCGAGCGACCUUCCUCUGCCAAAACCGGCUCGCGGUCCGCGGCGGAGGCACGGCUGUGAUGUAGCCGCGGCCCGCGCUAGCGGCCUUCGGACAAAGGAUCCGCGCCACUAGAGGCACUUUUCGCGAUGAAGAAGUUCACGUUCAAGGGCGUGCUGGACGGGUUCCGCAGCAGCGUGCAGCAGGCGCCGCGCGGGACCGAGCAGGAGAUCCAGGAGACUCUGCGCUCAGACCACUUCCAGAUCAAAAAGACAUUCCGACACGGGUUCCCGUUCUCGCCAACCGCGCUAGCAUGGGACCCCAUACAGAAGCUGCUCGCCAUUGGAGACAAGGGUGGCAACCUCAGAAUUCUAGGCGGCCCCGGCGUCGACGCGCACGCGCGACAUGAGGCCGGCGAGGCCGUGGUCCGCGCGCAGUUCCUCGUCAACGAGGGCGCGCUGGUCACCGCCACAGCUGACGACCAGCUCCACCUGUGGACGUUUAGACAGAAGAGCCCCCAGCGAGUGCAGAGCCUCAAGUUCCAGAGAGAGAGAAUCACGUGUCUGCACUUACCGCUGCAGUCGAAAUGGGUGCACGUAGGCACGGAGCGCGGCAACGUGCACGUGGUCAACAUAGAGACGUUCGCGCUGAGCGGAUACGUCAUCAAUUGGAACAAGGCCAUCGAGGUUACGAGAACGAAUCACCCGGGAGCCGUGGUGGAGAUUAGCGACAACCCCUUGGAUGCCAAUAAGCUGCUAGUAGCGUACGAAACCGGACUAGUAGUAGUCUGGGACCUCCGAGCCAAGGCGGCCGAAUGGCGCGGCUCGCUCGGAACCCCUGGCGAAGCCAUCCGGGCGGCCGCUUGGCAACACGAUGGGAAAUUCAUGACGGCGCAUGUGGAUGGAGCGUUGGCGGUGUGGAACACACGUCAGCCUAGACCCACAUCUCUAUCCUAUCCUCAUGCAAAAGCGAACAAAGAUGGAAAACUAGAACCUUGCAAACCUAUACACAGACUUGAAUGGAAAACGGCAAAAACAGGGGAAAGCCUGGUAAUAUUCUCCGGCGGGCUGCCAACAGACAAGGCGGGCCGCACGCACAGCAUCACAGUCCUAAACGGCAAAAGCACCACAGUUUUAGAGAUGGAGCAUAGUGUAGUCGAUUUUGUCACGCUCUGUGAGAGUCCACACACAGCCGAUUACCAGGAGCCGUACGCGAUCGUGGUGCUACUCCAGAACGACCUGGUGGUGAUAGACCUCCAGACGCCUGGCUACCCCUGCUUCGAGAACCCUUACCCCAUGGACAUACACGAAUCGCCCGUCACAUGCUGUUCAUACUUCGCUGAUUGCCCUUCAGACUUGAUCCCUGCUUUCUACUCGGUGGGUCGGCAAGGCAACAAGAAGGCGACGGGGUUCAGCGAGAAGGAGUGGCCGAUAAACGGCGGAGAGUGGGCGCCUGCGUCUUGCUCUUACAGCGAAAUUAUACUUACAGGGCAUCAAGACGGUAGCAUAAAAUUUUGGGAUGCAAGUGCAGGGACCUUACAAAUUUUGUACAAAUUAAAGUGUUCUAAAGUAUUCGAGCGACGCGGCUCUGUAUCAGGCGGCUACGGAGGCGGCAGCGAAGACUCCCCUCUAGCGAUCCAGCAGGUGGCACUGUGUGCGGAGUCCCGGCGGCUCUGCGCGGCGCUCCCUCACGGACACGUGGUGCUUUUCAAAUUCAGGAAACAGGACACGCAUGCUGAGACACAUGUAUUAGAAAUCCCAAUGAUAACGGAUUCGCUAGAAGAGGAGGCCUCACCAGAGCCCGACGGGAGUCGCUCGGCGUCAUUCAGUCGCGGCGGAGAUAGUAUAGAGGGAGAGAGUAGGAGAAGUGGCGUAUGGGCGGGCGGAGGCGGCGGCAUGUGCGGGCUGCGCGUGCGCGGCGCGGCGGGCACGGGCGGCGCGCGGCGCGCGGCGGGGUUCCAGGCCGCGCUCGUCGCGCUGCAGCAGGGCGCGCCCAGCCCCGUCACCGCGCUCACCAUCAACUCCUCAUACGGCCUGAUGGCGUGGGGUGGCGAGCGCGGCGUGGUGGUGGUGGACGUGUCGCGGCGCGCCGUGGUGGCGGCGCUGGCCGCGCACGCGCUGUACGGGCACGCCUCCCACUCCGGCGCGCACCCCCCGGAGCGCGCCCGGGAGCCCAGCCUCGACCAGCUCGAGGACGCCUCGCCUCCCGCCGCCGCCCCCGCCCCGGCCGCGCCCAGCCCCGACGACGACGAGCGCCCGAAGCUGGACGCCCGCAGGAAAUCGACGCCUUGGAAGACCUUCAACCUGAAGCGCCAGCUCUCGAAAGUCGACCUCAAACUGAAGGCCGCGUUCGCGCCGAACUUGGACGAGAAGACGGAGGAGCCCGCGAGCGCGUCGCAGUUUUACGAUGCGCCGGCGGAGAUCGCGAUAGAAUCGUUGGAAGAGUCGCCCGAGAGCGAAUCGCCGCGCGAGGACGAGGAGGGAAGCGCGUGUCCGGCGCGCGGGGACAUGUUCGAGCGCAUGCACAAGGAGCUGCAGGAGCGGCAGGGCGACGUGUACGAGCGCAUGCACGAGGCCACGCGGCCGGACUCGCUGGCGCUGGAGGCGCCGGCGCGGCCGCCGCGGGCGCGCGAGCGCGAGCAGCGGCUGCUGUCCGUGCCCAACAUCAAGUACGGCAAGAAGGAGGUGCGGGACCUGCGGCCGGGAGCCGCGCCGGCCUCGGGCAUCGGGAACCUGAUGCGGCGCUUCAGGGAGUAUCUAGCGCGGCUGUGCCCGAGACGCGAGGGGCGGGAGGACGUUGAGGAGCGGCCAGGUACGGUCACUACUAACGGGACACUACUAACUCAGCACAGAGAUCACAUGAACGGCGGGGCGGCGCCGGGCGCGGGCGGCGGCGGGGGCGGGGCGGGGCGGGCGGUGCGGCGUUCGCGCUCGCAAGGUACCCGCAAACUGCACAAGUGCCUGUCCACCGCCUCCGACGUGUACGCCGCGCCCCAGCAGCAUUCUCUUCUCACGACGCGACAUGGCAAUAAGUAUAUACUAAAUUUACUCAUUAACUCAUUUAGAAUUGGUCGAUUAAAAUUGUAUGAUUACUUAUCAUUUGUUCAGCCCCAUUUUGUUUUGCCGACGAGCAUGGAUUCAGUUAGAAUUUUUUGUAUAUUUAUUUUUGACAAAUUUCCAAUUUCAGAUCGGACUCAUUUAAUAGAACCACCUAUUCCGCAGUCUCUCGCAUCUAUGGAGUACUUACACAUUAUGCAACCCAAUGACAAGCUGGACAGCUCGUUCUCGCGCUCGCGGUCCAGCAGCAUGUCCAGCCUGGAGAACAUCUCGCAGGAGGGCAUCCAGUGUCUCGCGUUCGCUGACAGCUAUACGAAGAAGUCAGACCCGACGACGCUGCUGCCGACCCUGUGGAUCGGCACGACGCUCGGCUCCGUACUCACCAUGAUGAUCAGCCUGCCCGAGGCCGACAAUAGGCAUACGCAGCCCGUGGUUGUUUCCAUGAGUGGUGGUCCUAUUUUCAGGUUAAAAGGUUCAAUUCUGGCGAUGUCAUUCCUAGACUGCAAUGGUGCUUUAAUACCUUAUUCAUUUGAGAGUUGGAAAGAUGAUGCGAAAGAUGUAAGAGGAAGCCGCGAACGAACGCCAACGAAACAAAGCUCAUCGAGCAGCGGCAGCCGCAUGAGCCCCACGCCGGGCGCGGAGGGCGGCAGCGUCGGCGACCGCCAGUUCGUGGUGAUCGCCAGCGAGAAGCAGGCGCGCGUGGUAGCGCUGCCGAGCCAGAACUGCGUUUAUCGACAGCAGAUUGUGGAUACUGAUUUCGUUGUUAAGGCUGAGAUUGUUAGCUUGAAAGAUAGUGUAUGUCUUGUCAAUUACCUGUCAACGGGGCACCUGGCCGCGUACAGUUUGCCGUCUCUGCGGCCGCUCGUGCACGUCGACUUCCUCCCUCUCUCCGAGCUCAGCUUCCAGACACAGUCCAAACAGAGGGGUAUCGUAGACCCAAUGCUCUCCAUAUGGGGCCAACAGCUCAUUGUAAACGAAGACACGGACCAGAUAGCGAAGACGUUCUGCUUCAGCAACCGCGGGCACGGGCUGUACCUCGCCUCGCCCACGGAAAUACAGAAGUUCACCAUCGACGCUGAGUUCUGCGUGAGUCUCAACGAGAUGCUGGGCGAGCUGUUCCUGCCGCGUGACAUGCCCGAGGCACCCAAGGAGAGCUUCUUCAGGGGCCUCUUCGGCGGCGGCUCUCGGGCCCUCGACCGUGAAGAACUCUUCGGCGAACAAAGCGGCAAGCCGAACCGCACCGUAGCGAAAGUGAUCCCCGGGCCCAAAGAGAAUUUGGAGCAGCUCGGCGCGCGCGCCAGCACGGCGUCCAGCGAGGUGGCGCGCGCGCACAUGCUGGUGCUGGAGCGCGGCGACAAGCUCGGCCAGCUCGAGGAUCGCACCGAGCGCAUGUCCAACGAGGCCGCACAAUUUUCGUCGUCCGCGCACCAGCUGAUGCUCAAAUACAAGGACAAGAAAUGGUACCAGCUGUGAGCUUGCCGGCCUCGACACGCUCGUCGGCCUCGCGUCGGCCUCGCUCGUAGUGUAGUACCGGGCCCCGCGCCCUAGAGCUUAGCUACCCACGUAGAGAUCUUAUGAAUACUUUAGACCCUCUAGCCUCUAGGCGUGACUUGAAAUGAAUGAACGCACAAUGGUCCCGCGGGCAGCGCUGGCGCCGCCACGUACCUUCGCUUGCGAAACACCGGAAUAUUGUAUUCUAUCUAAGUAACU